This is a messenger RNA of Eublepharis macularius, 4337 nucleotides long. It is a transcript of the gene LZTS2, whose product is annotated as leucine zipper tumor suppressor 2. The transcript is spliced from 6 exons. The record is from RefSeq and is a predicted model, not a curated record. NCBI's taxonomy places the organism in Eukaryota, Metazoa, Chordata, Lepidosauria, Squamata, Eublepharidae. Bases 175 to 2085 code for a protein of 636 amino acids. Gene Ontology annotation, biological process: cell division; negative regulation of canonical Wnt signaling pathway.
CGUGGGGUCCAGGCGAUGGGAGCUGGUGGCUGGAGGCGGGGGCAUCGUAGUGCUGGUCUCGGAGAGGGGCUUCCUCUUCCUCAGCAUCGGAGGACUGUAGACUGUUCCGGCUUCUCUGGGAGUGGAUGAAGCAGACGUACUCUAGCCACUUGCAAAGCCUCCUCUGUGGACAUCAUGGCCAUAGUGCAGACCCUGCCCAUCUCCAUUGAGUCUUCCUCUGAAGGGGCUGCCCAGCUCCACUCAGGUGCCUGCUCACCUCCUGCAGCAAUGGGCAGUGUCAGUAGCCUCAUCUCAGGUAGGCCUUGCCACAAGGCCACAACAGAGUUCACCCCCUUCCGUCUGCCAGGAGGUGCUGGCUCCCAAGAGCCCCUGUGCCAGGGGCUCCCUGCCAAGAAAGUCAGCUAUGCUUAUGGCAGUGAAGAGGAUUGGGCUGAAGCUGUAUCUCCCAUAAGCCCCUGUAGUGAUACAGAGGACUUGCAGGAUGACAAGCCUCAAGUUGGCACCAUCCGCGGACCUCCCCCCAAGCUGGUGCCCGUCUCGGGGAAACUUGAGAAGAACAUGGAGAAGACGCUAAUCCGCCCAACUGCCUUCAAGCCUGUCAUGCCCAAGAACCGCAACCCCCCACUGCACGGGCACUUGGCUCUGCGGCCUGGUACCUCAGUGCUCUCUGAGAGCCAGGCUAGCCUGGCUCAGCUCUUUGGAGGCUCCUCCACAGGGAGUACUGAGAAACACAACUCCCUGAGCUGCCGCACGAGCUCCCACUCGGGAACAAUGUCUGACUCGGGACGCAAUUCCCUUUCAAGCCUGCCCACAUACAGCACUGGUUGCAGCCAACAAAUGGAGCCAGUAAGCAUCUCUAUGGGCCACAUAAACCUCGACAGUCAUGGCAGUAGCAGUUCGCGGGGCCUCACUGGUCCUUCAAACUCAGACAGUGGACGGUCAUCGUCAAGCAAGAGUACAGGCUCUCUGAGUGGCCGUGGGCACCCGUCCUCUGACAGUGGCUCAUGUGGUGGGCGCUCACCUGUGCACAGUGGUGCUGAUGAAACCCUUCUUGUUCAUGAACUUGAGGAGAAACUGCGGGAACGGGAAGCUGAACUACAGCAUUUGAGAGAGAGCUUGGAUGAGAACGAGGUGGCCAUUUGCCAGGUGUAUGAGGAAAAGCAGAGGCGCUGUGAGGAAGAGAUGGAAGAGUUACGGCAGGGUUACACUGUCAAGCUCCAGCAGGCAGCACAGAAAGCGCAGCGAAGCCAGCAGGUGCUGCAGCUCCAGAUCUUCCAGCUACAGCAGGAGAAGAAGAAACUCCAGGAGGAUUUUGCGCAGCUGCUGGCAGAGCGCGAGUUGCUGGAGAAACGUUGUGCUUCCUUUGAGCGAGAACACACAGAGUUGGGGCCUCGGCUGGAAGAGACCAAAUGGGAGGUAUGCCAGAAGUCAGGUGAGAUCUCACUACUAAAACAGCAGCUGAAGGAGUCCCAGGCGGAGGUGGUUCAGCGGGGCAACGAGCUCGUGCUGUUAAGGGCUCAGCUGAGGGAAGCACGGGCUGAGCUGCAAGCUAGUGAGGAGCAGGUGUUGGGGUUGCAGGAGGUGGCCCGCACCAAAGUUUUGGAGUUGGAAGUCUGUGCCAAUGAGCUGGCAAGGCGCAAGAGUGAAGCGGAGCUGCUGCGUGAGAAGUUGGGGCGCUUGGAGCGUGAGCUGGAUGGACUGCGUAGUGCCAGUGGAGAUCUCUGUCCCUUGCUGGCUGAAUGUGACGAGGCAAAAGUCCAGCGGCAGGCAGCAGACACCCUGCAUGGUUUGCGUGCCCAGGCUGAACGGCUACGUGUGGAGUUGCUGAGUGAACGGCGGCGUGGUGAAGAGCAACGGGAGUCUUUCCAUGCAGAGCGCAUUACCUGGCAGGGUGAAAAGGACCGGGUCAUCCGCUAUCAGAAACAACUGCAACAUAAUUACAUCCAGAUGUACCAGCACAACCGUGAUUUGGAACGCCAGCUGCGCCAUCUCAGCCUUGAACUUGAGGCCCGGGACAUGGAUGAGUAUGAGAUGCAUGGUGGUGAAGGAAUCUGCUUCGAAGAGAUUGCCGCUACUGAGAUCUGAGUGUGCCUGGUGAAGGCCUAGCAAAGGAGCCACCCUGCCAUAAGAGAUUCUGGAACUGAGAUUGGAACAUGCUCAGUAGGGACCCCCCUCUGCCUUGUGGAAUUAAGAAGGGAGUCCAGCGGUGGAGGGAAUUGCCUACUAUACAAGCACAGUCAAUAGUCCCAGUGGGUAGCACUUGUUCCAUUACAUAACAGGGUUAGAGAUCCAGUAUGAGAGAACCCUAUCUAGCUCAAAAAAAAAUUCACUGCCAUUGAGAUGUGCCUAGAGACUAUAGGCAGCUUGGGUUGCUCCCUGGGAGCAUGGGACCACCUGACAAAAGAUACGCUCCUUGGACAGAAGGUAGCAGCAGCUCUGUUAUCUCUUUUCACUUCAUACUUUGGGGAACAGCACUUCUGAGUAGCCUUUGCUACUCAUGGUUGCUGGCUGUUGUAGCAGCAGGCACUAUCACUUUCCUCCUAUUCAACGGCUGGAGAUAGGCUUAAGGUGAGGAGGGGUGGGCUUUGGUUAGCUUUUUUUUUCAUUUAUGAAGUAACCCAAUUGGCCCUCAGCCUCCACUGGCUGGGCAUUAAGCUGAAUUGACUCAUAAGUGUGUUAACAACCAGUUAGCUGCUGAUUCAUUUAGUUUAUGGGAGGAAAUUAGCAUCUCCUGCUUUGAGACCUGAUGGAUGGAGAAACUGGGUGCUGUUCUUUGAACUUCAGGCCAGUUCUGGGCUGAGCGGACAGUAUGCUAAAUAGAACCUAUUUUUUUUUAAAAAAAACAACCCUUAAUUCUGUUCCAAGAAUUGUAUCCUGUAUAGGUUAUGCAAAUAAAACAGGUUUCCGUAUAUUUGAUUAUUUUGCAUACAGCAGGGGUAGAAGUGUGACUUCUGCCAAUUACCCCUUCCCACCCUCAGUCCAGGGGCAGACUGGCCACUGUGGCCACUGUGACUUUUCCUUGUGGGCCAGUGUCCCCUCCCACCUGGGCAAUCCUCAUGCCAUAAGGCAGAGGCAGUGCCCAGUCUGCUCAAGCCAAAUGCAAUGAGAACAAGUUGUCUCCUGUACCACCUGAGCCUCAGAAGGCAAGGGGGAGGCAGGCUGCAUUUCCCUCUUUUAGGAGGGGGCAUGAAUGCUUCAUGCAGCUCCCUUUUACAGGGCCAUUUCCCCCUUUUCAAUCCACCCCUGCCUCAAUUUGCCUCUCAUUCCAUCCUUGAUUGUACCCUGUUCCCCAGGAAUAGCAUUUUGGGAAAUCAAAUGGACUGUGGUGGGAAAUGGGAAUACAAGAAAGUUCUGUUUCACUGAGGUUUCACUUUCCAUUAGCAGAAAAUUUAGUCUUCUCCAGCCUAAUAGUUGUGAAGUGUAAGAUGCUUUGCAGGCUGCUGAACCCCCCCCCCCAAAAAAAACCUUUCUAAUCCGCUGAUUCUGGAGGUUCUGGUUCUGCCCACACUUCCAAAGUCCAUUAACAGCCAGAACGAUAAGAAAUGAAAGAACCAAAAUUGAUUCUCAGGAUGCUGAAUUUUGGUCCUAAAUUCUGUGGGGGGGUUUUCUGUGCUUGCGUGCAGUGUCAAAAUAAUGGAAGUUCUGGCCUCUCCUGUCCUGUGGAAGCAGGGUUAAAAGCCAAAUUUAUCCUGGCCUCUGGGAUGGCUGCGUGGUAGAUUCUGGGAUGUGUCUUAUUUUAAAGGGACCUGUGCUGUUCAUGAGAGAGAUUCCAUUACUGACUGCUCAUUGAGUAAUUCCCCUGCACACUUGAGGUUACCCUAAUUUUCUACCCCACUUCCAUUUCAUUACUUUCCCCCAAGGAUUAUUUUUAUAAGACCUACCUGAACAUUUGAAUUCCAGCUAGGUGUAGGACAUUGCUUGAACUGUGAUUUCUGAAAGUUGAGAAUGUCUUUGCCCUUCAUAUAUUGCCUGGAUCUGCCCAUUAUCUUGAGGUGUUGAGACUUCUGUCAGGGCUUCAUGCUGUUUGCCAGUCAUGCAUCUCUCAACACCCUACUGCAUGUGGCCAGGGGAUACAUCACUUCUUGGUUGGGAAUCUGCCUGCGUCUUUCCCCCAUUCCCUGCAGGCUCCACAGUUGCUUGAGUCUGUUUCAGGUUCCCUUCUCAUGCUGUCCAUGUUGAUUCCCCCUCAGGUUUGUUUGGCAGAGUGCCCUGCUGAGAGGAGUGCUGACUUCCUUUUCCUUGGAAUGAAAUGGACAAGCUGGUGCCCCUUUAUUUGUUCCCAGAACUCCCAUUCUCCAACUAUCUGUUUCCUUCCAUACCAGAGCUCCUUACUGAAU